AUGGCGUCCGAGUCUGCGACAUCGUCAUGGCAUCCCGCCAUGAUGCCAAAUUCAUUGACAGACCGAACAGAGGAACCGUCGCAGGACUCGUCGCACUUUGGCGCAUUGCCUGAGCAGAUUCAAGCAACCGAGGCCUCGAACCCAGAUUCCAACACCAGCACUCCGCCAGCAGACACAGAUCCUCCGCGACGAAACGAAGUCCCAGUACAAGACCCCUCCAUCGCCGGCAUAAAAGACAAUGGCGAUGAUGCGGAGCUGAACAGCUUGCGGAAUGCGCUUACCACGUCUCUUUCCAGCCCGGGGGGUGUUGAGCUACAGGAAUCUCCGGUGCAUAAAAGCGUUGAUCCAGCAGAUCAUUUCGACGACGAAAUCGAUUUCCCCUUGGCAGAGUUUCCUUCUGAGGGUCCUAAGCACGAAAACAAGCACCUGAGCACCAUGUCUUUCGCGCGGACAGUCUCGGACGACGUCAGUUGGGGCGAGGACGAUGAUGUUGAUCCGGAAUGGAAUUCGUCCAAAGACGACACCAACCCUUUCAAAAUGCUAGCCAAGUCCGACCGGACAAAUUCUUUCCCUGCGGUACCACCGCUGCACAAUCCAGCACAAGACAAUGGGGAGGAGACAAUGGUCCAAAGUCAAGCGGAAUCUAUCAUGAAUGCGAUUGAGCAGGAACCACGCGAGAUGUUUGGUGAUGAUACAAUUGAUGAAAACGCGAGCUUUUCUCACCAGGCUGCGAAUCCAAAUUCAACUUCCGAAGCGUCAACACCUCUGGAAUCGGGCCAAGCGGAAGAAUCGUUACCAGCUUAUGGGCGAUCUUAUGGGGGUGAUUAUGAGCAGGCACAAGAUCAGGACACUGCCCGGUACGAAGAAGGGGUGCCAUUGUUUCAACACGAGGAAGUACAAAACAACGGUCAAGGCUCUUCGGCGUUUCUGGGGGAUGUUGAGACUGGUGAAGGAGACGACUUUUUCGCCCAAGUUAGUAGGUCCAAGGACACGGAACAACAGGAAACAUCUCCACCAGCGGUCCUUGAAAGAAAGUCAACCAUGCAAGUUAUGGAUUCUUUGCAUUUGCAGCCACAGGAUGAUAUACUCGAUACCCCUAUAGAACCCAAAGACGAGCAACAAACGUCUUUUCAUCGAGCAACUGGGGGCGGUAUUGCUGCAUCAGCUAGCACUAUCAUCUCUCAGGUAAUAGGAGAACUUGAUGUUCCAGCCCACGAAAAUUCGAAAGAGGGCGUCCCAUUAGAGUUAGAUGCUGUCGAGGCAGAUCUUGCUGAAAAAUGGAAAGCUGCACUAGCAGGUGACGAGUUCUUGGACGAUGAGGACGACGAGCUACUCCCAGACGAUGAACCCGUGGAGAGCGGUAGACCGCUCGACCCUUCAGCGCUUUUUGGCAGUGAUGACGAAGGUUUUUUGGAUGAUCCCGAUGAGCCUGCUGGAUCUGGUACUGGUACUGGAUCGGGAGAUUUCUUCGCAGUAAAAACGCCAACUGUACUUUCUGGUACUAAUGGUUACUCGCCACAGACAGCUCGACCAACGAGUAGUAGCAACAGAUAUCUCCCAGCGGGCUCGAGUAACCCGCCCGCACCAUUAUCUGCCCAUAACUAUGCACCCGCAGCGCCACUGUUGAUGGAUUUGUCAAAACCUACAGCAGCCCCAAUGAUCUCUACACCGUAUAGCGCCGGUCUGACCAACUCCUCGCAAUCACAGCAACCCAGACCUGACAUGCCAAAAGCACAGAGCUUUGCAAAUCGCUCAAAGGGCGGAUACCAGUCCCCUUACGAUCUCCCCAUGGAGGUAGUGAAACCCCGCAAAAGGGCAAGCAUGCAGAACAUGGGACGUGGAUUCAGUAACGCUUCUCUGGCUAGCGUGCCUCCUCCAAGAAGUUCGAGCAUGAAUCCACAAGCAAUGCCACCACCUCGAGGAACCUCAACUGCUCUGUCUCCGCCAACAAGUAGUAAUGGGCCAGUGCAGCAGAAUCAAUUCCAGCAACCUAAAGCCUCGUCGACUGUCCCGGCACGCCCAAGUCCUUCUGCUAGUGGUUUCUUUGAGGAUUUGCCAGUGUCCAGCCGGCCAAAGCCAGCGCCGAGGAACUCGAGUUAUGCCCCUAUUCCCUCCGCUAACUCAUAUGGACAACCUUCCGCGCCACCCCAGAACUUUACACCAACAAAUGGGCAAUCUGUACAUCCAGCCCAGUAUCAGCAACAGCCCCUGAAUCCGAUAAGUGCUCCCCCCGCAGGUCUGGUCGCGCCUGAUAGAGUCAGUCCGUAUGCUUCCCUGCCGUCGAAUCCUGUAGUUGCGCAACCAAGCACGGCAUCAAGAUACUCUCCAGCGCCACCACAGUUACAGCCAUCGAGCCAGAGUGCACCUCCUCCCGUAGCGCAGUCGAGAUACUCGCCUGCCCCACCCAUUGCACUAUCCCGUCAACAAUCGCAGCCAUACGUACAGCCGCCUAUUCUUGCUCAUCAGCCUCGUACGUCUAGCCCGUUAGCUCAGUUCGAAAGGAACCCGGACCCAAGGUCCCAUCGGACAGAAAGCACAGCCGAUCAUCGUGUCAGCUCCUCUGGCUAUGAGUCGAAUCUAAGAAGCAACACUCUUCCGCCAAUGAAAGAAGUUGACGAGAAUGAGGCAUCGCUUUCUACCCAUACUAUACCCAACAACUCGCACCCAUCUCAACCUCUUCACUCAAUGCAUCCUCCCCCGCGCACCCCACCCCCAGCGCAAGCAUUCACUGCUCGACCUUCAUUAUCCCCCUCUAAGCGCUCGAGCUAUCUUCCUCAGCAGCCGCCUCAAGCUAGGAGCGAGCCACCAUCAUUUAUGCCGCCAAGGAGAUCUCUCACUCAGUCGCCCGGGUCUGCCCUCAGUGGCCCAAGGCUCGAGAUGAACGGUUCUGCCCCAUACCAGCGUCCAGCCUCCGUUGAGAUUCCAACGUCACCUAGAAACCAGACUGGGUUUUCCACUUUCCAGCCAAUUGCUCCACCGGUGAACACAACUCAAAAUCGAACAAGAGCUGCUUCUCGCAGUCUCAACUUUGUUGUUCCGAAUGAUGGACGCGAGCACGACCCUCUGCAGCGCUGGAAGGGUGCACCAGUAUUUGCUUGGGGUGUGGGCGGGACACUCGUCACCUCUUUCCCCAAAGAUGUUCCACGUUAUGGGAUGAACCAGAACGUGCCCAUGAUCAUCAGAAGUCCCGGCGAAGUGAAGAUUGCCAACAUAAAAACAGUUGAUCCUCUUCCGGAAAGACUCACUAGUUUUCCUGGUCCCCUGAAGGGAAAGUCGAAGAAGAAAGACGUUAUUAACUGGUUGAACGCUGGCGUUGCACUCUUAGAGCAAGAUGCUUCUUACUUACGAACUCUUCACAAUCUCAGCCACGAAGAUAAGCGGCUUGAGGAGCGUAUAUUGCUUUGGAAGAUUCUGAGAGUUUUUAUUGAGAAUGACGGCAUGCUGGAGGGGAACCCGGCGGUCGACAAAGCUGUGAGGGACGUUAUGAGCCCUGGACUCGACGACAAUAACGCUAGUGAAACGGCAAUAUAUGCAACUGGUGCAGACCUCUCUGGAAUUUCUCAGUCUUCCAAUUCAGCCUCACGAUCCGACCCUGUUGACCCGACAUCUGUAGACCAAUUACGCAAACACUUACUUCGAGGAGAACGAGAAAAGGCCGUGUGGGAGGCUGUUGACAAGCGCCUGUGGGCCCACGCAAUGUUGAUAUCCAACACAGUCUCGCGCGACUUAUACAGACAAGUCGCACAAGAGUUCGUGCAGAAGGAGGUCAGGAAUAUUGGGGAUAAUACAGAAUCUCUGGCUGCUUUAUAUGAAAUUUUUGCCGGGAAUUUUGAAGAAAGCAUUGAUGAACUUGUUCCGCCUUCCGCUCGUGCAGGAUUUCAAAUGGUCAGCACAUCAAGCUCUACUGGUCCUUCCAAGGAUGCAACAGAAGGCCUUGAUAGGUGGCGGGAAACCCUCGGACUAGUGUUAAGCAACAGGAGCGCCGAUGAUGUCCAAGCUCUUAACGCCCUGGGCAAGCUGUUGUCUGGUUAUGGUCGCGCCGAAGCUGCUCAUAUUUGCUACUUGUUUGCCAGAAGCGUUUCCAGCUUUGGUGGCAUCGACGACCCUGCCUCUAGUAUUGUUCUCGUUGGCUCCGACCACUUACGUCAGCCGUUUGAGUUUGACAAAGAGAUGGAACCGAUACUUUUGAGUGAAGUGUUUGAGUAUGGAAUGUCUCUGGCGAGCACCGGCAAUAUAGCAGUCUCCUACCCUCACUUGUCAGUCUACAAACUUCAACACGCUGCGAUAUUAGCCGAGUAUGGCUACCGCGAGCAAGCGCUCAUGUACUGCGAGUCUGUGGCCAGCUCUGUCACCUCCCAAACGAAACGAUCACCGUAUCACCAUGCGCUUCUCGUUUCAGCAUUAGAGGACCUAAGUAAGCGGUUGAAGCAAUCACCAAAAUCCGAGUCCUCGUCAUGGCUUUCCAAGCCAACCGUUAGCCAAGUUUCUGGAAGUGUGUGGGAUAAGCUCAGUAAGUUCGUGGCUGGAGACGAGGAGGACACCUCGGCGGGCGGUAGUACUUCCACGCUUGGAGGUUCGGAGGUUGGACCGUUUGCCAGGAUCUCUGGUGGUACUCCCACGAUUAGUCGCUCACCUUCUAAUUCUGACCUUUACGGGGGUUACAAUGGCGGGCUCAUGGUUAACAGCGCCGCGGGUUCAGCAGCCAGCAGCAAGACAAACUCUAGAUACGCACCUGGCAGGACGUACACGCCUGAGCCCCAGAGCGGCGGUUCAUAUGUUUCCCAGCCUCGGACAUCAAUGGAGUCACGGUCAUCCGGAGAACACCAACGUUAUCAACCGCAGCGGCAAAUGUCGGAUUAUCGACCGGUAUCGCAACCAGCACCGAAUAGCUAUAACUCACAAACAAACUCAAACUACUCGCCGCAAACCCCAUAUUCCCCUUACGGAGCCAAUGAUUCACUUUACGGCUCUCAACAAAACGCCACAUCAAAUCCAUUGCCUACAGGCUCGUAUGCGUCACAAUCUUUGAACGAUACCGUAAAUAUUGAUCCGUCCAACCCCAAUACACCAUCUGAAUCAACACAGUAUGGGGCUCAGCCUUAUGGUUACGAGCCACCGACAAACUCCAACGGCUCCGCAUCCUAUGGCUAUGAACCUCCUAGUUCCACAUCGAAACAAGAUGAUACAGUAAACACAAACUCGAGCCCUCCAUCCAAUACUUAUGAGCCUUCCAAUACGGGGUAUGAGCCGCCAAGUAGUGGGUACACUCCAUACGAACCAACUAGUAUGGGCGAUGAGCCAGAUUCACCAAUCGACACCAAGCCUAGAAAGAAAUCAUUUAUGGAUGAUGAUGAUGAUGAUAUAUCUAUCCCCAAGAAGACAUCUGCCACUGGGGAGAAAUCAAAGGCAGAGAAGGACCGGGAAGCCGAAGAGGCUUUCCGGAAGGCUGCUGAGGCAGAUGCUCAGAAAGGCAAUGCAGCACCUGCCAAGAAAGGCUGGGGACUUGGUGGUUGGUUUGGUGGUGGAAAGAAAGAAGCUGCAGAUAUGUCUGCACAACCAAACAAGCCCAUCAGAGCGAAGCUUGGCGAGCAAAGCUCAUUUUAUUAUGAUCCUGAUCUAAAAAGAUGGAUCAACAAGAAGGGUGGCGACACAGCGCCAACUCCUUCAGCAACACCACCUCCUCCCAGAGCAGGGCCACCACGAACGGCGAGUGGAACCCCUCUCGGCGCAGCUGCCCCUCCGCUUCGCGGCCCCCCUGCCGUGCGCUCGGCGUCAGAGAGCGCCAAAGGUCCGAGUCCACUUGCUCAGGAUGAUGGGCCAGCUGCAUCAACUGGGGAUCUUCCGUCCCUAGCACCACCCGGACCAUUAGCAAUGGCCCGCUCUGCUAGUAAUGGUAGUGUUAAUGGGCCACCAAGUGCCCCGCCUAGUCGUCCAGGUACCGGAAUGAGCAAUGCUAGCAGUAUUGAUGAUCUUCUCGGCCCGGCAACAGGAGGCGCAAAGCGAGUAGGUGCAAAGAAAAAGAAGGGUAGAGGAUAUAUUGAUGUAAUGGGUGAGAAGCCAACUUAG
Glarea lozoyensis ATCC 20868 is the source of this 6066-nucleotide messenger RNA. RefSeq lists its product as uncharacterized. Gene Ontology annotation, biological process: autophagy; Golgi organization; COPII vesicle coat assembly. The record is from RefSeq and is a predicted model, not a curated record. The coding region runs from base 1 to 6066 and encodes 2021 amino acids. NCBI's taxonomy places the organism in Eukaryota, Fungi, Ascomycota, Leotiomycetes, Helotiales, Helotiaceae. The transcript has 2 exons. Gene Ontology annotation, cellular component: endoplasmic reticulum exit site; ER to Golgi transport vesicle membrane.